AUGCAGAGAAGGGGAGGUACCCCGCGCCCAUCUGGCGCCUGUGGGGCGCCUUACUCGACUCCGAUUGAUUUUUAUUACAAGAAUUCACUCUUGUAUUUUUUGUUUCCGCACACCGAAAUAAAAGAAGGAGCGACGCACACAGACGAAGCGGUUAAUUCAAUUGUUAAUGAAAUAGAAAAGGAGGGUGGGCGCGACGAGUGGCUCGACGCAACAAUGGACGACGAUCAGCAGUUCUGUUUACGGUGGAACAAUCACCAAUCGACGUUGGUGUCUGUUUUCGACACACUUUUGGAGAAAGGAAUUCACGUGGACUGCACUUUGGCUGCGGAAGGACAAACGCUGAAGGCGCAUAAAGUAGUGCUGUCCGCUUGUAGUCCCUAUUUCGAGAAUGUUUUGUCGCAGCAAUUUGACAAGCAUCCAAUAAUAAUUUUGAAAGAUGUAAAGUACGCCGAGUUGAGAGCCAUGAUGGAUUAUAUGUAUCGAGGAGAGGUGAACAUAUCUCAGGACCAGUUGGCUGCCUUGCUUAAGGCUGCAGAGUCACUCCAGAUCAAGGGCCUGUCUGACAACAAGCCGUCUAGGCCUCCGUCGCGCCCUACCCAUGUCUCACACCCCCCUGCACACCCGCCAAGAGUGCCAUCACCACCCCCACAGGCGCGUGAUGGCAGCGUUGACAGCCGCGAAGGGUCGAUGAGUCCGAGCCGGCGACGCAAGAAAGUGCGAAGGCUAUCCAGCGAGCCGGCGCCCCCGAUGGCCGUGCCCUCGGCUCCCGACCAGGAGGACAUGCCGUGCAAGGAGGAGGUCUCGCGGGACGGGGUCGAAGACCUCACGCUGGACGAGGACGCCGGUGACCCGCCCGCCCAACACAACGACGUCGUGCGCAAUUUUCAAUGGCAUAUGGAACGAUCUCAAGAUGAAAUAAUGAAUUCAAAUGACAGUGUCCGAGAGUCGCAAGGUAAGAUAAUUUUAUGGUACUUGCGACCGGCGGCGUUCGUCGCUGCCCUUCGCAAUAUUAACGAUUCGCAUCGUCGCAGUGUCGGGUCCUCGUCGACGAUGCGGUUUAUGGUUUACGGUAAAGGUUUUGAUCGUUGUAGCCUCCGAGGCGAGGUAACGGCCGGAGAAUCGCUCUUUACCAUCCUGCGAUACGCUAAAACCCCCUUUCCAUUAACACGUGGACUUUUAAAACGAUGCCGCGGCGGGACCGCGCUCCCCGCGAAGGCCAACCGUUCGAGAAACCGUCGCCGCAAAUCGGGAAAAAUCCGUAAAAGGAGAGCCUCGAUGAAGAGGAGGGGCAGGAAGGCCGUCAAACUCGAGAGCGACGACGACGCGGAGGCGAGCGCUCGCAAGAACAAGUCCGCGAGAAAGAGACGCCGUCGGUCCAUGAAAGUGGAGUCGGAGGGCGGGGAGGGCUCGCAGCUGCGCCACGUCUGCUCGAUUUGCAAAAAGAAGAAGUACAAGUACCGGAGGAACAGGUUGCGGCACGAGAAGUACGAAUGUGUCAAAACGAAACAGUUCGGUUGCGACAUGUGCGGCAAGAAGUAUUCCCAGAAUAAGACCUUGCUCUGCCACAUCGCUGAAAAGCAUUCUUAA
Leptosia nina is the source of this 1587-nucleotide messenger RNA. Lineage: Eukaryota; Metazoa; Arthropoda; Insecta; Lepidoptera; Pieridae. The record is from the annotation of a GenBank genome assembly.